GCUCCAAAAAUAGCAAACUGGCAGCCAGCUAAACUUUUCAAGGUCGUCGCUGGCAAGUUUCUGGUGGCAAAUCAUUUCUAUUUGUUUCAAUUUAGUGUGCAUCUAAAAAAGAGCGGGGAAAGUUUCUAAAGUGCACUCCGCUCCCGCCAUCUAAAAUGAAAUAAAAGUUAAGCCCAAAUAAAAAGACAUCAGAUUUGGUUGCAAACUUUUUGUUUCCUGUUCCGCCCACUUUUUUCAGCGUGAAAUGUUUGUGUGUGUGGAAAAUCAAACAAACUGUAGUUAGAUACACGGCCGUAAGCGGGGGCUUUCCCGUUCGAAAGUGAAAUUGUCGAGCAGGAGGAGUGAAAAGCGCUGCCUACAUUUGGGCUCCACCGAAGUUGGUUGUCAUGCACGAACUCAUUGGCAAAUACAGCCAUUCGGACAUGGACAUGCUGAAGGAUCAGCUGAAGCGUGGGGGCUACAUGGGCGCCCUUGGGCCGCCCACGCCCGGCACACCCGCCCCCUCGCCCUUCCUGAUGCCCGCCGAAUUCUACAAGAGCCUGCUCGCCAGCGCCGUGCUGCAGCAGCAACAGCAGCACAAGUUCUACGCCGGCACGCCCUCGCCCAGUCCCGCCCCCAGUUUGUCACCCACCUCAGGUCGCCAACUGCUUUUUUCCACGGCAGCUGCGGCAACCGCUUGUGCUCCGGAGAAUGGUCAAGUGAAGACGGAGCUCGAAGAGCAGGACCAGGAGAACGGGGCGCCGGAAGACGUUGGACAUGAGGAGCAGAAACCCAUCAUCGCAGAGAACCCAACGCCGAGUAAGCCGCACAACAACAACGGCUACUCGUGGUCCACCGGCAACAACAACGAGGUUGUCAGUCAUAGCAGCAACGGCCACAACAACAACCACCCAACAACACCACCCACUCCGCCCAACGAGGCGAGCGCCACCCAAGCGACUUCAGUGUCCGCAAUUAAUUUGAAUCAAGCCCAACCCGCAUCACAGACGCGUUCAAACUUUGGCAGCUCCAUAAAGUCACCACCAUCAGAACCGGACGCGGUCACCGCUGCCACGUGCAAAAGUCAGGAGAAUAACUCCGGCCAGAACCCCACCUCCAACUCCCUCUCCGAUCCCAACCCGGCUCACAACCUUAACUCGAAUUCAACGUCCGCUGCCGUGGCCGCCGCUGCCGCCGCCGCCGCCGCUGCCAACAUGCCGAUCGGCGGCGUCCAGGGCCAGAAUCCCACCCAGGGUCUGGUCCACUGGAUGAGCGCCGUGAUGGCCGAGCACAUGACCGGCCAGACGCACCACGAUCCUGGCGCCGUAGGCAUGCACUACAUGUGGAACGGGAACGUUGACCAUGCCAAAGACAUAAGCGAUUACAAUCUUUGGCCGCCAACGCCGCGCAGUCAUCAGCAUGCCAGCGAGCAUCAUCCGAUGUCCCUGAAGCAGGAGUACGAGACCAAAAUGAACGACCACCACCACAACAAUCUGCAGAAAGGUCACUUUCUGGAUGACAAUCGUCUGGAGCAUCAUGCGGUUACCGGACAAGGAGGCCUGGGUCUGGGCGCAUCCAACGGAGUUGGCGGAGGAGGCGGUGGCGCCUCGGUGGGUGGAAAUUCCAGCCUGGGCGCCAGCUCCCACCACGCCGUCGCCGCCGCCCACCAUCACAACCAGGCGGUGGCAGCUGCUUCGGCGGCCGCUUUGCUGGUGGUGCCCCAGCCGAUCAAUGCCAGCAAAAUGGGCGGACCCGGCGGUGUCUCCUCGAUGGCGGGUGGACAUUCCACCGGCGGAGGGAGUGGACGCAAGUAUCAGUGCAAAAUGUGCCCCCAGAUUUUUAGCUCGAAGGCAGAUCUCCAGCUGCACACGCAGAUCCACAUGCGGGAGGCAAAGCCGUACAAGUGCACCCAGUGCUCGAAGGCCUUCGCAAACUCGUCGUAUCUGUCGCAGCACACCCGGAUCCACCUGGGCAUCAAGCCGUACCGCUGUGAGAUCUGCCAGCGAAAGUUCACGCAGCUCUCGCAUCUGCAGCAGCACAUCCGGACGCACACGGGCGACAAGCCGUACAAGUGCAGGCAUCCCGGCUGCCAGAAGGCCUUUUCGCAGCUCUCCAACCUGCAGUCGCACUCGCGGUGCCACCAGACGGACAAGCCGUUCAAGUGCAACUCCUGCUACAAGUGCUUCUCCGACGAGCCCUCGCUGCUGGAGCACAUCCCCAAGCACAAGGAGUCGAAGCACCUGAAGACGCACAUCUGCCAGUACUGCGGCAAGUCCUACACCCAGGAGACCUACCUGACCAAGCACAUGCAGAAGCACGCGGAGCGGACGGACAAGCGGCCGCCAAUCGUGCCGGGCAGCGCGGCGGCCGUUGCAGCGGCGGCCGCGGCAGCUGCCGGCGGUUCCGCCAACCCAGCAAAUGGACCGCCUCCGCCCCCCAAUCCUGCCCAGCAUCAGCGCAACAACCUGGGCCUGCCCCCCGUCUCGAUUGCCCCCAGCGACAACGGCUACUGGCCAAAGGUAAGUCCGGACUCGGCCGCUGCAGCCAACGCCAUGGAGGUGAUGCACCAGCAGCAGCAGCAGCAGCAACAACAGCAGCAGCAGCAACAGCAACAGCAGCAGCAGCAGGCGCACCACCACCAUCCGCAACACGGAGUCCCGCCGCAGCAACAUGUCCCGCCCCAGCAGCAGCAGCAACAACAGCAGCAGCAACACCAUCAUCCGCAGCAGCAACCUCCUCCGCAGCACAGCAUGGAAGCCCACUACGCUCAGCCGACGGCUCCCAACGGAUCCCAAAGCAACGGACACGGCGCCGAGUUGCAGCCCCAUCAUCGCAUGCCCGAUCCGGUGCGGGAGGAUAUUGCCUCGACACCCAGUGCCGUGGGUCCCUAUGAUGCCGCAUCCAUAACGAAAACCACCAGCAACUCGGCGUUUACGCCGAUAAACUCGAUGCCCCCGCACCUGAACUCGCUGAGCCACCACCCGAUGGCCCAGCGGCCCUAUCUCUACGAUGCCAUCAGCUUCCCGAACAAGAACGUGAACCAGAACAACGCGAACGCGUUCCCCAACCAGCUGAUCUCGCUGCACCAGAUCCGCAACUACGCCCACCAGCCGGCGGGACUGAUGGCGGGGGAGCACCUGCUGGGCGUGAGCGUGGGUCCUGGGAAGGACAAGGGAUAGCUAGGGGCCUACUUCUAGGUGGGAGGUAGUUCAUCCGUUGCUUCUCCAAGCGGAGACGAGGCGUGCAUUCCUGUACAGUAUUAAUUUGUAGUUAGUCGUAGCGAGUAAAGGUCAUUUUGUAAUUUUUGUAGAUCUUCUUGGGUUAAGUUAAGGGUGUUCUCGCGCACUCGAUAAGCACUAUGUAAAUGGCCAACGAUACGUACUCUAAUUUGACAAACACCGUCCAAACCUAUGUUUACACAAUGUCCAGCACCAGUUCAGGUCCAGAUAAAGGUCGUGGGAUAUGAAUUCGGUCCAGCAAAAGUUUUCCCGUCGAGUGAUUAGUUUUCGAAGACCUCGUCUCUUGCCGCUUGUAAAUAUAAUUGGAAAUAGAUUUGUUUUCGAUGUACACGGAUCUCGCAGUCUUGAAGCAAUGGCAUAUAUCAAAAGCUGCUCACUAAGCCGAUAUAUUUGUACAUAGAUAUACAUCACCUAAAGGAACUUACCGGCAAACGUAACUUACAUUUACAUACAAAUCCUCAUAUAUAUUUGUUUAGGUGUAUCGUAUUAAAUACAGAUAUUUCCGAGAAGAUUCUCUCGAGAAACAAAACACAAAAAAUGCAAAAUGAAUUCAAGAAAUCAAACGUGUUUACAACUAUAAAUGAAACUAUGCGAUAGAUGAAAACUAUUUUGAAAAAAACAUUUCUAAGUAUAUGUUGGCAGUUGCAAAAACCGAAGUAUAAAACAAAAACCGAAAAGAAAUGUUGUACUACUUUUUGGAAAGACUGAAGAGAUCGAAAUUAACCUUUAAUUGAACCAGCGGAGGAAAUGAUGAAAAUCAAACAUUUUAAAGCGCGUUUUUACUGCAGUUACUAAGCAAACUGAAUGUGUCCUAUAAAAUUUCGUACUAAAUGACAGAAACUAAACCUAAACGUAAUUACGAGUAUGACAACAUCAAAUGUAAUGUAUUAUUAAAUAAAGUAAUUUUAAUUUUAUUCCUAAUCUAAAUUAAAGUUAAUCUAACCGAUAGCUAGUGUUUAACUCCAAAACGCAAUCUCAAUGUAAAGACAAAACGAAAAUGGAACACAAAAAGAAAAUACCUACAGUUAAGUGAAUAGCAAAAUGAAUUCUGAAACACACACUCAACACACACACCCAGACCCACACAUAUUAAAUAGAAACAUUUGGGGUAUUCAGAUAGCCGAGCUAUAUGAUUAUUUGUUUUACCGUCUAACGUUUAGAGCAGAUUACAAAACGAUUCAAUGGCUAAGAUAUGCAAAUACACGGACAGUUCCCGGUUGGACUUGGAUUCGAUAUCCAGCUGAAUAUGCAUACGUACUUAUAUAAUUGUCAAUAGUAGAUGUGUGUUUCUCAGUUGAUGUAAAUUGAUUUCCGACUAACCACAAACUCAACCCGUAAUAAAGUGAAUUAAAUGUUA
Drosophila sechellia is the source of this 4575-nucleotide messenger RNA. It is a transcript of the gene rn, whose product is annotated as rotund. The transcript has 8 exons. Bases 387 to 3158 code for a protein of 923 amino acids. Gene Ontology annotation, biological process: regulation of transcription by RNA polymerase II. The record is from RefSeq and is a predicted model, not a curated record. NCBI's taxonomy places the organism in Eukaryota, Metazoa, Arthropoda, Insecta, Diptera, Drosophilidae. Gene Ontology annotation, cellular component: PcG protein complex; nucleus; transcription regulator complex. Gene Ontology annotation, molecular function: DNA-binding transcription factor activity, RNA polymerase II-specific; RNA polymerase II cis-regulatory region sequence-specific DNA binding.